AUGAACUCGCCGAUAUUAUCCAUCAGUGAUUGCUAUGUCCGUUGUUUGGGCAAGUUUCUGGAGCCUGUGGUUGGGGGCAAUUCUCACUGGUUGCUGUGCUGGCGUGCUUCAUUGCACGGCUGGAGGGCCGAUCAGUUUCACAGUCGCUGCGAUGGAAAGAACGACACCGUUACCAUUGUACGGAAAGAUACGUACGUCUUUUGCGGAUACUCUGAUAUUCCUUGGGGUAAGAAACUGACUCCCUAAUUCAGUGGCGUGUGUAGGGGAGGGGCCCGGGGGUCGGGCCCCCCUUAUUUUUAGACCAAACUGAGGCCCAAAGGGCCGAAAAAAAAAUUUGAGACCGGCUCCCCCCCUUAUUUCAGGGUAUGGAAAACCGGGUCCCCCUUUAUCUGUAGGUCUGGAUCCGCCACUGUUAUAUUUUCGUCCUUUUCAACUGCGACGUAAGGGCUUCACAAUAUGUUUUCCGAUCUACUUUAACUACUAGGUGACUGCGGAUGUAGGGAGGGGCCCGGGGGCCCGGGCCCCCUUAUUUUUAGACCAAACUGAGGCCCAAAGGGCCAGGAAAAAAAAAUGUGAGACCGGCUUCCCCCCUUAUUUCAGGGUAUGGAAAACCGGGUCCCCCUUUAUCUGUAGGUCUGUAUCCGCCACUGUUAUAUUUUUGUCCUUUUUAACUGCGACUUAACAGCUUCACAAUAUGUUUUCCGACCUACUUUAACUACUAAGUGACAGGGGAAAGGUACUUCGAAAAACGUGGGUCUCGGAAAGUUUUGGCCCCAUCUCGUAAUCUUGGAAGCAUUUUUGAUUGGUCGGUCGAAGUCUCGUUUUUCCGAGCGGUUUGCAGUUUCAGAUUUGUCGUUUUGUUUUAUUUGAUUUUCAAGAGUCGAGUUUUUCAGAGUUCAAGGGCUUCUAGAUUAUUAAUUACUCGGCCUUCUCGGUUACCGAGUCUCGGGCUCGGAUUUUAAACAACAACACUACAUUUUUUUUAAUUAUAUUGCGCUCUUUAUAUCAAAUUAUCACAUGAAAUUUUCGCGACACUUAAAUUUUCCCGGUUUUCCUAAAAUUUUAGAUUGGGAGUCGCUUUUAAAAUUUCGCGUUUUUGAGUAAGACACAAAAACUUAAAUUUUUUAUUUAAUCAAAUAAAUUGACUUCUUCUGCAAAAUGAUGCACUGGCGGGUAUUGUCCACGAUACCCACUUUAAAGAAGCCUCGCAAGUUAUGUCAUGUCUACUACCAGCUACAUCCCUUGUUAUUCCCGUUCUUCCUCUCAUCCUUUCACUUGCUUAAUUUUCGCAUUACUGUAUGUUCGCGACUCUUAUUGUUCGCGUCACUUUAAUUCGCAAAAAGUGUCGUGUAAUAAGGUAGUACAAUUUAACCCUAUUGUCAGUUGCUUAACCUCAAUGGGUUUAAUAUUUAUUCGUUUAAAUAAGACAGCAAAAGUGAAGCGAAUUCUGGUUGCUGCAAAAAAAUGACGUCAUUGUGAAAAUGGGAUAUUAUGGAAUACCUAGAGAAAAACACUCAUGGUAAAAAAAUAAUGGGAAUUUAAAAUAAGACACGUUAAAGUAUAUGUAUAUAUGAAAAAUUGAAAUCUUAUUUUAAGCUCGUAUUUUGUUAGGAAACAGUAAUAGCUGGGGCGAGACUACCAAAGCCGUUAUCUUUUCGCUCAACAACACUGAAGGGUUGGCACCGUUUGUGAGCAAGGUGAAGAAAGAAUACACAGGAAAGGCAAUUAGAAGGAAUUUAUAUGAUGGUCCACAGUUUGGUAAUGACAUCAUCAUUGCUGAUGAUGCCAACACUAGCAAAUACUCAAAAGCAGUCUUGGACAAGUACUACUCUGUUCCAGCUUCAGUGAAGAAUAGUGAUAUGGCCCUGGCCGGGACUAGUAUGUUCUUCAACGUUGAUUAG
Porites evermanni is the source of this 1901-nucleotide messenger RNA. Lineage: Eukaryota; Metazoa; Cnidaria; Anthozoa; Scleractinia; Poritidae. The record is from the annotation of a GenBank genome assembly.